UUUCAUUUGCGUCCGAGUCGCCCAACCAGCUGGAGGUCUUGCGCUUGCAAACGGCAACCAAACGUCUUAGCAACACACACAUACACCUUUUACUACAGACACUCGUGAGGGCAAUGUGCAAAUUCACCAACCGUCUCUUUGUCUUCACGCUGCUGGCGCUGGUGACGCUGAUGGCGCCUGUGUAUGCAGCGGCUAUGCGUGCGCAACACAAAAGCGCUGCAGAUCCGAAAUUUUUGGAUCUUCUGUCGAACGAGGACAACAAUAACUACAAUCUGCAUUACGAUCAGCGGCAGAAGGGUGAAGAGAAUUUGCAUGUGCGCAUGAAUGGGUUCUUUAUCGAAAUGCCUGAUGAUGAAGAUAAAGAUACGGCCGACGAAUUGCAGGAAUUACUAUAUUAUGCCAUACUCUUUGGUGGGAGCGAAGAAAUGUUUAAGCAUUUGAUCGAAAACAAAAAAGGCACCACACCAACACCCGCCAGCUUGGCCUUGAGUGAGUUUGGGCUUUUAAAUGAGAACAAAUUGGACGCGGAAUCACAUUCUAUUGGUCAGCAGAGUGAUGAAUCGGAAGCAGCAAGCAAACAUAAGGCAGAAGGCCGAAAUGUGAACCCCGUUAAGGGCAGUGAUUUGGUGGCCAAUAAUCGGGAGCCAGAGACGAAGCGCGUGGGAUUGAUCACAAAACUACACUUUAACACUUUGCUGAGUUUGCUUAAGCGAAUGCAACGCAACUGAUUCUUGGACACCGCUUUACAUCUCCACAAUACCGCUAGUAUAUAAAAAAAAGUUUAAAACAUGAACUGAAUUUUUCAUUAUACAUAUCGGAUAUAUUUACAAAAAGAUAAUGUAGCUAUAUGCGAAUGUAAAAGGGAAGAGCAAAAGACUGAUGUAUUAAUUUGUAAUCAUAAUUUUUGAAAAAUAAAGAUAAACAUAUAUAUAGCUAAGUACUUAA
This is a messenger RNA of Bactrocera oleae (olive fruit fly), 945 nucleotides long. RefSeq lists its product as uncharacterized. The record is from RefSeq and is a predicted model, not a curated record. NCBI's taxonomy places the organism in Eukaryota, Metazoa, Arthropoda, Insecta, Diptera, Tephritidae.